Molecule: messenger RNA, 1792 nt
Organism: Trachemys scripta elegans
Lineage: Eukaryota; Metazoa; Chordata; Testudines; Emydidae
Gene: MTMR8
Product: myotubularin related protein 8
Biological process (GO): dephosphorylation; negative regulation of autophagy
Cellular component (GO): nuclear envelope
Molecular function (GO): phosphatidylinositol-3,5-bisphosphate phosphatase activity
Source: RefSeq, a predicted model, not a curated record
UGAAACCUGAAGAACUUUAUGCAUUUUCUUAUAACCCCAAAAUGCCAAAAGAUAACCGGGAGAUUGGAUGGAAGUUGAUUGAUUUAAAAGUAGAUUAUCAGCGUAUGGGAAUUCCAAAUGACUUCUGGGAAAUAACGGAUGCUAAUAAAGACUAUGAGGUCUGCAACACGUACCCUCCAGAAAUAGUGGUGCCAAAGGCUGCUAAUAAAGCAACUGUGCUUGGAAGUUCAAAGUUCAGAAGCAGAGGGCGCAUCCCAGUGCUUUCCUAUCUUUACAAAGAAAACAAUGCUGCCAUAUGUCGCUGUAGCCAGCCUCUCUCUGGGUUCAGUGCUCGCUGUCUGGAGGAUGAACAGAUGCUGCAGGCAAUUAGACAAGCCAACCCGGGGAGUCCCUUCAUGUAUGUUGUAGACACAAGGCCAAAGUUAAAUGCCAUGGCAAACCGAGCUGCUGGUAAGGGUUAUGAGAAUGAAGAUAACUAUGACAACAUUCGCUUUAAAUUCAUCGGCAUAGAGAACAUCCACGUGAUGCGGAGCAGCUUGCAGAAACUCUUGGAAGUGUGUGAAACAAAAUCUCCCUCAAUGAGUGACUUCCUUACUGGCCUGGAGAACUCAGGCUGGUUACGGCACAUUAAAGCUGUAAUGGAUGCUGGAGUCUUUCUUGCUAAGGCAGUGAAAGAAGAAAAAGCCAGUGUCUUAGUCCACUGCUCAGAUGGGUGGGAUCGUACAGCUCAAGUCUGUUCACUGGCUAGCCUCCUCUUAGAUCCGUUUUAUAGAACAUUUAAAGGACUCAUGGUUCUAAUAGAAAAGGAAUGGAUUGCGAUGGGCCACAAGUUCUCACACAGGUGUGGCCAUCUGGAUGGUGACCUAAAGGAAGUGUCCCCUGUCUUCACUCAGUUCACUGAAUGUGUCUGGCAGCUCAUGCAGCAGUUUCCCUGUGCAUUUGAAUUCAAUGAGCGGUUCCUUCUCGAAAUCCAUGACCACGUCUACUCCUGCCAGUUUGGCAACUUCCUUGGGACUUGCCAUAGGGAACGGGAGGCUCUGAAGAUUUUUGAGAAGACCCAUUCCCUGUGGCCUUUCCUAUUACAGAAGAAGCAGGAGUUCAGGAAUCCUCUGUAUAAGGGAUUCACCGCUUACAAGGAGCUUAAGCCAAACACUCUACCUUUCAGUUUCCAGUUCUGGUGUGGAAUGUAUAACCGCUUUGACAAAGGGAUGCAUCCAAAGCAGUGUGUGUUGGACCAUCUCCUCAACUGCAUGAGCCAGAAGAUGAAGUUGGAGGACAGUGCAACUGACCUGGAAAACAAGCUGCCCUUCCUAGAUGGUCCCCUGCCAGAUGAAGUUUGCUCCUUAUCUAAAAUUGUAAAUGCCUCAGUUGAGUCUUCGAAAACCCCAAUGCUGAACACUCCCCAGGAUUACGAAAGUGAACCACCUGCUCUGUUGACCAAUGGUGCCAUAGUGGAGGAAGUCGACAUCAUGCCUAGUCGGGACCAAAAGAACAAAGAGAACUUUGUUAAUCAUCAUGACCUUCCUGACCUUCACAGCACCAUGGAAGUUAUAGAAUCAGAUGUUAAAAAAGAAAAGCUGCAGUACCAGUGAUUAUCUCUUAUUGUGUACUCUGUGUGAGCCAUUCAAAUGUGGUGGUAAGGUAUGCAAAAUCUGUGCCCUGUGAAGGCAUAGCUGCCCUGACCGUGUACAACCAAGUGUUAGUGUGUGUGUGUGGAGGGGCUGUUCUUUGUGAGGUGUGUGAACAAUCUAGAGAAGGGAUUUUACCUUUAGUUUGGGUUGCAUCACCACAG